GACGGCGGCGGCGGCGGCGGCGAUGGUGAUGAUGAUUACUGUAUCUACGUGUGGAAGUGACAUUGACUGACAAUACACACUUCAUAGUAUUCAUUUGUAGGAGUAGUAGCGGAACAUCAGAGUCCGACUAGCCACUUUGCUCGCUGAUACAGGUUAGCAGCUAAUUUAGCAUCGGCACGUUGGUUUCCCAUUGGAACAUGCGCACAAGCUUUACUGCUGGGAGGGUGUGCUUCGUAAAGCGAUAAAAAGAAGCUUUCUUUCCUGAGUGGAAUUUCUUCACUGAUUAUGGAUGACUUGGACAGAGAGCUUGGGCCUCAUGGAGCUGCAGAAGAUUGCCAUGAUUCCUCAGAUGACAACUCUUCAAAAGGAGGGAAAAAAUUAAAAUGCCCUGUGGUUAAUCCCAUCUUUUGUCUAGGUGAGCGAUACAGCGUUUGUGUGUGUGUGUGUUCAUAUUAUAUGAAGACUUUCCUGACUAUUAUUUGGAGAAUCACCACUGAGAUCCUUCAUCAUCAUCCCAACUCAACAAUGGACGAUUACAACAAUGUCUAUGAACGAAUGAAACAUUCAGGAGUCAGACAUCAUUUAAUGAUAUGUCUGGAACAUGCUUUCCACCUGCUGCUACAUGGUCGGACUGAAGAUGCAAAGUUGCAGCUGUCUGCAGCUGAAAGUUGGAGGCAUGGGAAGGAGUCAGCAGCUCAGCAUCAGAGGACAAAACUGAUCCAGGCAUACAGGAGCUUGCUGGAUUAUGCCAUCUGGUGUGACAAAAAGUUGACAAGCUCCAAUAAUCAUUUUGACUCUGAUGACAACCAAGGCAUGCAAAACAACUUCAGACAAGCUUCUGUGAAUCUAAAGGAGACUUUGAAAAAUCCAGGGGUCUGGGAUCCCUUUAUACUGAGUUAUGUUGAUAUGCUGGAGUUCUAUGAGGAUCAUGAGGAGGCUCUGAAAAUCCUGAAUGAAUACGCAUAUGACAACAGUUUUCCGCCCAAUCCCAAUGCACAUGUCUAUCUGUACCAGUACUUAAAGCGUCACAAUGCUUCGGAGAAGAAAUUGAUCAGAGUGUUAAAGAUUCUCCAUGCAUUAGUGCCAAGCCAUGAGUUGAUGUUGGACUACAGUGCCUUCCUACUUGACUCAGAGAACAAAAAAGACAUUGAGAAAGCUUUUGGAGUCAUUCUGGAAAUGCUGGACUUCACCUGCUGGAGGACCAAUAUGGAUAUCUGGAAAUGUUUAAAGGCCAUUAUUCAGAAACUGCAGAUACAAGAAGACUGGGAGAAUGUUGUCUGUGAAAAGAUGGCUGCAAGAAAAGACUGGUGGCCUGCGCUGCACUUCACAAGCUUCCAAGCCAGUAAAGAUCUUGAGGAGAACCCUGAGCUUUGGGAAGUGAAGGCAUCACUUGCAAAAGUCCUUUGUCCAAACCAAACACUUAAGUACACCGCUGAACGCAUAACUAAUGGAAAGUGGACUUGAGAACAAAACAUCAAAUUGUCUUAAAAAGAAAAAGGCUGCCAUGCUAUUGGGAAGCAAGUGAAACCGAGGCAAGGCAUGUUGGUGAAGAGUCUUCAUAAAUGCACUUUUUACAAGAAGUAUUUUUGCAAUAUUGUUUUUUACUUUCUUUCAUUAAAAAAAUUCUAAGCUCAAGGUUGGCUUACUUGUAAUAAUGUGUUCCCAAACUCCUAAAUAUAGUUCUUUCAUGUUGAGUGAUGCACCAUGUGGAGCUCUUGCUUUGUAUUUCUGUAAUGGGUAUCUGAAGGAUAUGAACGACCACCUAAUUUUGACAGAAACUAAGUGUUGCUCUGAAUGUCUGUUUCAUGGCAGCUAUGAACAUUUUAAUGAGAACAAAAUGUCAUUGUGACCUCAGAUGACCUUUGACCAUUGUACAACAGGAUUUAAUGUCACUGCUGAUGGUAUUCCACACAAAGUCAGAAGAAUUUUCUCUCUGUCAGCAUUUUGUGCACAAGGUUAAUGGGACAGACCAUUGGCAGGUGGUCGCUCUUCCCUUAAAUGUGAAAGGUGCCUUCAGGCACGUCAUUAGUAACUUGUGGUCAGCUUGUGUAUGUGGUAAUAUUCAAUAUGUCCUGCAAUAGAGAGGCUCAUCAUUUUUUAUGCAAUUUAAUCAUUGUCUAUAUAAGAGAAAUGUUAUUGUCCUUAAAAAUGUUUGAUAGCGGGACAUGAUUCUAGCCUUCAAAUGCUGGGCUUUUUCUCUUGAGUCCUUUGCAC
Messenger RNA from Stegastes partitus (bicolor damselfish), 2214 nucleotides. RefSeq names its product TATA box binding protein (TBP)-associated factor, RNA polymerase I, A (gene taf1a). NCBI's taxonomy places the organism in Eukaryota, Metazoa, Chordata, Actinopteri, Pomacentridae. Gene Ontology annotation, cellular component: RNA polymerase I transcription regulator complex. Bases 286 to 1464 code for a protein of 392 amino acids. The record is from RefSeq and is a predicted model, not a curated record. Gene Ontology annotation, biological process: transcription by RNA polymerase I. The transcript has 11 exons.